AUGGCCGAUGUCGAGAAGAAGGAAGAGCCCGUGGCGACUGAGCAGCACGAGAAUGACACGGGUGCCGGCGACGAUGGCGACGACGAGUUGAAAAUAUUCGCACAAACGGGCAGGGCUGAUGCAUUUUGCACGCAGCAGGAGAUCUCGGCGAUGAAGAAGAGGGUGGCCGAGAUGGAAGAGGAGGCCGCCAAGCUUAGGGAAAUGCAAGCGAGUCUCGACUCGCAAAGCCAAGAGCUCAACACCGAGAGCAGGGAUGACGUCGACAGCCGCAGCAUCUUUGUCGGCAACGUCGACUACUCGGCCUCCCCAGAGGAGAUCCAGGCGCACUUCCAGAGCUGCGGCUCCAUCAACCGGGUCACCAUCCUCCUCGACAAGUUCACGGGCCAACCCAAGGGAUUUGCCUAUGUCGAGUUCACGGAGCCUUCCCUUGUAGCGCAGGCACUGGUUCUUAACGAGAGCGUCUUCAAGGGCCGUAACAUCAAGGUUUCUCCAAAGCGAACAAACUACCCAGGAAUGAGCCGAGGCCGUGGGAGGGGUCGCGGGCGUGGUGGCUUUGGACGCGGCGGCUUCCCUCCCAGGGGAGGCUACCGGGGCGGCUACCGUGGACGCGGGCGAGGCUUCACGCCUUAUUAG
Pyricularia pennisetigena is the source of this 633-nucleotide messenger RNA. RefSeq lists its product as uncharacterized. Lineage: Eukaryota; Fungi; Ascomycota; Sordariomycetes; Magnaporthales; Pyriculariaceae. Gene Ontology annotation, molecular function: RNA binding. The record is from RefSeq and is a predicted model, not a curated record. The coding region runs from base 1 to 633 and encodes 210 amino acids. The transcript has 4 exons.